GAGGCUCGGCGUGAGCGGCCUGGGGUUUGGUUCUGCACGAUGGCGUCUCGGGCAGGCCCGCGAGCGGCCGGCACGGACGGCAGCGACUUUCAGCACCGGGAGCGCGUCGCCAUGCACUACCAGAUGAGGUAUGAGAUUGUUAACUCUGCUGGCUGUGGUGUUUGAAGAGACCCCCACACUGGCUCAGCUGUUAGGAGCACUUGCUGUUUUUGGAGAGGGUCUGAAUUCAGUUCCCAGCACCCACAUCAGGAGACUCACAACCAACCACCUGUAACUCCAGUUCCAGGGGUUCCGAUGCCCUCUGGCUUCCCGACAGCACAGGCGUGUUUGUGGUGCACACACUUAAGUGUGACGCUCAAGUGUGAAAUCAAGAAGCUAAUCUACGUGCAUCUGGUCAUAUGGCUGCUGUUGGUUGCCAAGAUGAGUGUGGGACACCUGAGGCUCUUGUCCCAUGAUCAGGUGGCUAUGCCCUAUCAGUGGGAAUAUCCGUAUUUAUUGAGCAUUGUGCCCUCUCUCUUGGGCCUUCUCUCCUUCCCUCGAAACAACAUCAGCUACCUGGUGCUCUCCAUGAUCAGUAUGGGGCUCUUCUCCAUCGCUCCCCUCAUUUAUGGCAGCAUGGAGAUGUUCCCUGCCGCACAACAACUCUACCGCCAUGGCAAGGCCUACCGCUUCCUGUUUGGUUUCUCUGCUGUCUCCGUCAUGUACCUGGUGUUGAUACUGGCAGUCCAAGUUCAUGCCUGGCAACUGUACUACAGCAAGAAACUCUUAGACUCCUGGUUCACUAGCACACAGGAGAAGAAACGUAAAUGAAGCCUGCCUGAUGGACACGUGAAGGGAGCUGUUCAGAAUAUCCAUAGACUGUGGCAUCUGUGAUGUUGGCACCUAGGGCACACUAGGCUCAAAUUUUGGCCUUGAGUUCUUUGUUACCAUCUGCUGAGGUGAUGAAGCUGUAGUGUUUAAUUUAUUCUUGACUGGCUACAAAUUGGGUGACCAAUGGCUGUGGGACACUUCAACUGGCUGAAGUUGAAGACCUCCAGACUGAGCCUUAUCCUUGCCUUCUCUUGGUCAAAUUCCCUACUUCCAUUUAUCACCUCUUCACCACCAAUACUAAAGAGAUCUGGAAUAAAUCAGGACAGAAAUUCUUCUUCGAUCUGUAGGUCAUGGGGCAGGCAACUUUUGGGAAGUUGCUCCCCCUACAGGCUGCUCUGUUUACUGCAAGCCAUUUUAAUUAAAAAUGAACUUCAAUAAAGUUAAGACUGUCCUGUG
Mesocricetus auratus (golden hamster) is the source of this 1266-nucleotide messenger RNA. It is a transcript of the gene Jagn1, whose product is annotated as jagunal homolog 1. Lineage: Eukaryota; Metazoa; Chordata; Mammalia; Rodentia; Cricetidae. Gene Ontology annotation, cellular component: endoplasmic reticulum membrane. The transcript has 3 exons. Bases 295 to 810 code for a protein of 171 amino acids. The record is from RefSeq and is a predicted model, not a curated record. Gene Ontology annotation, biological process: granulocyte colony-stimulating factor signaling pathway; vesicle-mediated transport; endoplasmic reticulum organization.